Caenorhabditis sp. 36 PRJEB53466 is the source of this 2200-nucleotide messenger RNA. Lineage: Eukaryota; Metazoa; Nematoda; Chromadorea; Rhabditida; Rhabditidae. The record is from the annotation of a GenBank genome assembly.
AUGCGUUCCCAAUUCUCAUCGAUCGGCCUCGCGUAUUUCGUGUUGGUCGCCAACUUCUACUAUCAAUCCAACGGCUUCAACGAUCAUUUCACACUCUCCUACUCUUUCUGGUCAGUUUCCGCGAUUGGAGCUACAGUAACCCAAUUUUUUGCAGGAAAGUGACGCCGAUCAUCCUUUUGGCGGCGUUCGCCUACCUGAAUGGCGGUGGCCUAGGAAAAGAGGAGCGGAAAACGGCGGCCAUCGGUCUGGUGUUCGGAGGCGUCGGCGAUUGGGUUAUCGGAAUGCACCAGGACGGAAUCAUCCUCGGCGCGUUCGCUUUCGGCCUCGGACACCUCUGCUACCUGGUUAGUUGUGCAAAUUGUCGUCAAAUAUGAUGUCAUGGCGCAGAAUCGCAGUAAAACGCGAAAAAAGACGGGAAAAAAGUUUGCAGAGCCUGUUCCGUCACCACGAGACCAAAAUCCACAACAAGUUCCUGCUGGGGAUGCUCGCGUGGGCGGUCGUCAUCGGGCAGCUGUGCCUGCUGCCGCUGCUCCCCGAGCACAAGGGCCCCGUCGCCGUGUUCGCCCUCUACUCGCUCCUUCUCUCCACGUGCACCUUCAUCGCCGUCUCACAGUACCUCAACGGAUCCAGCACCCAAAAUGAGGAGGUACGUUAUCGAUUUUUAAGUUUAAAAGAGCUGGUUCAAUGCGCAGACGCAAAAAACCCGUUUACAGGGCCUUCUGUACCGGGCGAUCGGCUUCACGCUGUUCUACAUCUCCGAUUCGGUGCUGAUAAUGUCGCACACGGGCGUCUGGAAACUCGCCCCGUCGCUAAUCGUACUCUCCACCUACUACUCGGCCCAAUACCUCAUUUUGUACGGAAACUCGCUGGCGGCCGUGAAAGUGCAAAAAGUGAAAAGCGAAAAAUCGUCGUCGGUCAAAGUGAACUGACCGAACUUUUUCUCCUUCUCUUGACAUAUUUUUGUACAGUUUCUCCGCCCCCUCCCCUGAUUUCUUUUCCGCUAAUUCUCUGUAGCAUUUUUGAGUAUUUGUAUCGAGCUUUACCUGCAAUUUUAUUAACAAUAAACACUUUGCUCUUUUAUCGAUUUUCGUGCGCUCGUUUUGGUCGUUUGCACAGGGUUUUCCUUAUUCGUAUAUCUUUGAGCGAAAACUUGAAAAAUGCUCAAAAACUUGCAGAUGUUAUCACCGGCGCAAUGCCUGGCCAUUUACGGCGGUUCGACCCUUCUGGCCUACAUUGAAACUUCGUCGUUCGAAAAAAACCACCACGUGCUCCUCUCUCUUCCACUCGUCGUCCUCACCAUUCUCACACUCGCCACCACCAUGAAUCCAAAGUGAGCUUAUCGCGCAACCGGACACUUUGCAACCAUUCCAGAACCCGCAUCGCAACCGCCCUCUCGUUCCUCAUGUCCGCCGUUGCCACGUAUUUCCAAUCUGUGAAUCGGACCGCGCCCACCUCCGCCGUCUUUUACACAAUUUCCAAUGUUUUCUACUAUUUGUCGUAUAGGUAAGAGGAGAUCCAUGACACUAUAAACAUGCGCAUAAACUUUUUUGCCUCUUUCCUUCUCUGCAACUCAACUAUUUGUGUACUUGCAGAGACCUCGUCGGCACCGUCUCCUCGCCCAUCCUCCUUCUGUCCGUUUUCCUCUCUUUCGGCCAUUUCCUCCAUCUCCUCCAGGAUCUUCUUGUCGCAAUCCCAUUCUUGGCCACAAUUCUGACCAUCCUCCUGGCCUCUCAUGUCUGCAUUCUGGCCACGUCUGCGAGUGUCUGCCAGAACGGACAACACGGCGAUUUCGAUGCGAGACAGGUCGGUUUUUGAUAUUUUUCAAAAAGCUAGAUGACUAAUCAAUAGACAAUUUUGUGCUCUACAACUUUGUAGUUGAACGUUUCUCGCAAUUACGUCUCUGCGCUCCGAUAUUCGGAUUAUAGUGGAGCGCUGUUAUCAACUACAAAGUUGUAGAGCACACUAUCGAUUCAGCACUUAAAUUUUCAAAAAUCUCCAAACUUCAUUGAUCUACCGUAGCCGCCCAAAGUUACAGGCCUCUCUGCUCCGCCUGUUCGGAGCGAUUCUCUCGUGGCUCAGCGCGUUCCUGCUCAUCUACAAUUCGUUCCAAACGCACACCAAACUCAUUCAUUCGGUCUCUCGCAUCAUCUUUUAUCUCGCCAAUUCCAUGCUCUUUUUUGCCAACGAAAGAGCAUUUUAA